AUGGUCCAGUGCGGAUUCAACGCGUUGGUGCCAGCGCUGGUGUUCCAGUUGAGGAUCUUCUCGUUGUACCCCAUGGGCCAGCUUCCAACUGGAGGAGUCUGGUCCAAUGGCAAUGCAGUGGGCCGGCUGACGUCGGUUGAGGGUUGCGAACUCUGUGUUAAUGCGACGACAGUCCACAUGGACGACUUCAACGUAGUCGACGGUGAAAAUGACUUAUUCACCUUGAAUGCACAAGGUCUGCUCCGAACGGACGAUGAACAGUAUAUUGGCAUCUAUGGAAAGGGGCUGCUGCGCAACAUCCCCAAGGUGAAAGCGAUACUGGCCAAUGAGACAGAUGCGGUACCGACGAAAUGGGGCGAGAUCGACACAUUCACGACCUGGACCUUUCAAGCCUCUGGAAAGUACGCCGCACUGACCGAAGGGGUUUACGUUGCGAAUAUCAGGAUAGCCCCGCCUGACAAUGCGGAAACCAAGUCUUACAUCGACUAUAAACUCAGCAGAGUGACGACAGGCGAGUCAUGCCAAGAUGAAACAGAUGGGAAGAACGUCCAUAGUUCUGCCUCUGUUGGCGAGCUGUAA
Molecule: messenger RNA, 579 nt
Organism: Neoarthrinium moseri
Lineage: Eukaryota; Fungi; Ascomycota; Sordariomycetes; Amphisphaeriales; Apiosporaceae
Exons: 2
Coding region: 1-579 (192 amino acids)
Source: RefSeq, a predicted model, not a curated record